AUGAGCAAUUCAAACCAUGCGCCCAAGAAUAUCUCUCAGCAAUAUGAAGUGAACACUGUAUACGGCUCCAACACAUCGCCCGUGCCGACAAAGGCACCGAAUCAUCCCCAGAGUGGAAGUGGUCUACCGCCGACAACCGGCAAACGGGCAAGAAAAUCAGAUGAAAACAAUGUCACGGCAGGACACGUCAAUACAGCAGAAGACGAUGGACGCAAGAAGAGAUCGAGAGGCAGACCCAGGCUGGAUACAAAAGACGAAACCGCUGCCGAUCGCCGUCGUACACAGAUUCGCCUUGCUCAACGAGCAUACAGGCAUCGUAAAGAUACCACCAUUACAACACUGGAGCAGCGCGUCAAGGAACUCGAAAAGGCAAACGACGACAUGAGCAGAGGGUUCAAUGAUUUUUAUGAUCUUCUCGUCUCGGAGCGUGUUCUCGACGCUGUGCCACAUACCAUUCAACGACUGUCAACCAUCGCCAACCGAAUCACUACGGUCGCCGAUAAGGCGAGAAAUAGUACCGGAGAGGUCAGCUGCUCGGAAGAAAGUGAUGAGUCUCCAACCUCUCGUCAUGAAAACCAUCCCAAUUUGUACUCAGUCCACUCUGUGACACCUGCUCUUGCUGCUGUAUCACCAAACAAUGGAUUCCACUUGGAUGCGUCACAACAGGGUCACGUCCUUGGAACUUCUGACGGAACUCCUGGCGCGCCUGGCACCGCUGCAGCCACAUCUUCUGGACCAAUGAUCCAUGUGCCUGCGUCACUCGGCUACGAAGUUGUCACAGCAGCGACCCCAGAUAAUGCGAGCUUUCCAUUCUACUCCUCGAUGGAGCCCACCAUCGAGGGCGGUUUCAAUAGAGACCUGACUGCUGCUCAUCCGCCUUACUCCACGAUACCUCCCCCAGCAUCUUACGCCUUGAACGAACUCACCUUUGGUCGUCGCCUGCAGCGCCAGACGACAGAAAAUGGGCUGCGACUCAUCUUGAUGUCUAACCCGCCCCCAGAGAGAUUUGCCGCCGUCUUUGGAUUUUGCUUGUUUUUCGAGUCGAAAGAUGCUAUCAUCAAGCGUUUACAGGCUACACUGAGCCGACGUCAACAUGAGGAUCUCUGCAAUUGGAGAGCCCCAUUCACCGGUCUGGGGGGUGCUGGUACAUUCUUCCCACCGCAACAGUCGAUCGAAGGGACAGACGGCGCCCCAGCAGGCAUGCCCAUCGGAAACCAAGGCACGCGGUCCUACGGGAAGCUCCAGGACAUGACGGGUCAAUCAAUGGGCCCCUUUGGCCCCGAGCUACAAGCAAUCCGUGACGAGCGACUUGACGAUAGGCUUCGGAUGAUGUUGCCUGGAUUUGAAGGCGAAUUUUUCGAUCCAGAUGAGGUAGAAGCGUACCUGCGCCAACUAGGCAUCUUUAUUCCCCAGCGGGCCGAAUACGUUGAGGCUGAUAUUGACAUUGCCGAUCUGGACUGUGAUGGGUCUUCGACCAGAGCCAGCAGCGAUUCAACCGUGAUGGCAAAUGGGCAGCAGCCAGGUUUUGCAAAUCCAGAUUCCGGGUACGGGGGCAGCAAUCACAGUGGGAUGUGGACAAGCAACAGCAAUAGCCCGGUCUCAGCGACGACAGACGCUCCUGGCCCUCAGGCUGCCGUAGACAUGUCUCGUCAGCAACACGUGAUGGGCCUGCCAGUACAUCAAAGGGGGACAGAGCAAGCGGGCGACUAUGAGCAUGGAAUGGUCAACUUUAUGCUAUCCUCCGAGGCCAAUGGCAUGUGGCAACAGCCCGUGGGCUGGGCCGUCAAGUCCAAGAUUGGGCUGAAUGUGUCCAUGCUGAUCCAAGAAAUAUCGAGCAAGUCGGUCUGUUUGGGACGCGCUCCUGGUGUUCGACGAAAGGAUGUCAACAUGGCUGUCAAAAUUGCAGCUGGAGCCGUUUUGGAUUCAAGCCGUGACUGGCAACUCGUCUUUUAUUGCCUGUGCGGACAGCGGAAGCUCACACAUAUGCCAAGUCGUGGCUUCGCGAGUUUCGAGUUUCGACUUCCGAAUUUGGAUAACUUUCGAUGCACGACACCAGUCGAGACGGCUAUUGCUAUUGGGGCUACCAAAAUUGCUAUUGGGGCUACCGCCCCACCUAGAUUUCAGACCUACACCCUUAGAUGCCACACCCCUCUAUACAUUUUCACAUACAACGCCCUGGCAACGCAGCGAUUAUCACGAAAAUAG
Metarhizium album ARSEF 1941 is the source of this 2205-nucleotide messenger RNA. RefSeq names its product bZIP family transcription factor. Gene Ontology annotation, molecular function: DNA-binding transcription factor activity. The record is from RefSeq and is a predicted model, not a curated record. Bases 1 to 2205 code for a protein of 734 amino acids. The transcript is spliced from 5 exons. NCBI's taxonomy places the organism in Eukaryota, Fungi, Ascomycota, Sordariomycetes, Hypocreales, Clavicipitaceae. Gene Ontology annotation, biological process: regulation of DNA-templated transcription.